AUGACAGCAGCAGCUCUUUUGCGGGGGAUGUCCCCGUCGCAAUCUGGAAACCUGCCGGAGAAACACCCGAACCCAUUGGAUGGGUUUCUCACCUUUGCAACGCCAUCAAGCACCUGUCACCAACCUUUCUCCGUGGACAUGGCUUUGACUGACAUGGGCGCGCAACCGACGCGCGCGCGGUUUUCUUUUUCCCAGUCUGCCAUUUUUUUACUUUUUCCCACCCUAGCCGCCACUGGACUCAUCACAUUCCCACCGGUCUGGAACCUCCACAACCUCCUUUUUUGCGAUCACAGCGCGUCGCGCCGAGCAAGUCCGGCACGGCGCGCGAUUGCUAACAAGGAAGGGAGUGGAGAAGAUCGUACCUACAUUCUAUCAACGGGCUGGAAAAGGAAGUCUGCCUUGGGAAGCAAACGAGAUAAAGCAAGCCAUGGCAUCUCCAAUGCUCACCCCACGACGCAUGGCGGAGAUGUCAAAUUUGCGAGGAUCAGCAUCUGGACAAAGCGCGACCCCCGGACGACAGGACGAUCCGAGUCUUUAGAUCCCGCUGUCUGA
Messenger RNA from Aspergillus vadensis CBS 113365, 552 nucleotides. RefSeq lists its product as uncharacterized. Lineage: Eukaryota; Fungi; Ascomycota; Eurotiomycetes; Eurotiales; Aspergillaceae. The record is from RefSeq and is a predicted model, not a curated record. The transcript is spliced from 4 exons. Bases 1 to 552 code for a protein of 183 amino acids.